AUGGCGAGCUCAGAUGCAGGAACUUCGUCAGGAAGCGAGUACCAAGUGUUCCUGAACUUUAGAGGACCCGACACUCGAGUUGGAUUUACCGACUUCCUCUUUCAUAGCUUGAUCGACGCUGGAAUCCGUGUGUUUCGAGACGACGAAGAGCUCCGUGUCAGUGAAAGGAUCGAUGGUUUGCUUCUACAAGCGAUCGACAACUCUAGGAUUUACAUACCCAUUUUCUCUCGGAACUAUGCUUCGAGUCAAUGGUGCCUCCGCGAGCUUGUGCAGAUCGUGGCAAAUACAUUCAAAACAGAUGGUAAUAAAGUGAUCCUACCUAUUUUCUUUGAUGUGGAGCCCGACGAUGUUAAGUUGAAAACCCCGCUAUAUCGCAAUGCCAUACUCAAGCUAAAGCAUGAGAAGAAGUUGAACAAUGAGCAAGUAGAUACUUGGAGAGAGGCUCUCAUAGAGGUUGAUGCAAUCAAGGGAUGGGAAGUGAAGAAGUACAAAGGCCAUGGGGAAUUGAUCAAAUUGGUAGUGAAGGAGGUUGUGGAAAAGUUGAAGACAAAACAUAGAUCAGUGACUGAAUAUUUAGUCGGAAUUGAUGAUCAGGUAGUAGCAGUAAGCAAAUUAUUAGACAUCAAUUCCGAUGGUGCGCGACUCAUUAAGAUUCAUGGCAUGGGUGGCAUCGGUAAAACAACUCUCGCCAAGGUUAUCUUCAACCAACUCUCUUCUCAUUUUGGAAAGUAUUGUUAUUUCCUUGAAGAUGUUCGAGAGAAGUCUUUAAGAAUUGAUGGCUUAGUUGACUUGCAAAAAAGGUUAUUAUCUGAACUUGGUCAUCCUGCAGGAACAAUAAGCAUUAAUGAAAUUGAUUAUGGAAUGAAGAGGACUGGAGAAGUACUUUGUAAUAAGAAAGUUCUCAUUGUACUUGAUGACAUUGAUAACAAUGAACAAGUGGAGAAAUUAGUUGGAAAGAGUCCUUUGUAUUCAGGAUCCAGAAUAUUGAUCACAACUAGAAAUAAAGAUGUUUUGCAAAUUAAUACACCAAAAUAUCAAAUUUUAGAUUACGAAAUGGAGGUGAUAAAUAUUGAUUGUGCACUUGAGCUUUUCAGCAAGCAUGCAUUUAACAGAGACUCACCUUUAGAUGAUUACCAUGAUCUUUCAAGGGAAAUUGUAUAUGCUACUGGGAGACUUCCACUGGCUCUUGAGGUAAUUGGUUCAUUACUCUACCACAAACCGCACGAAUUGUGGAAAGAGACAUUGGAAGAGUUAAGAAAUAAACUUCACCGGGAUGUUUAUGGAAAGUUGAAGAUCGGCUAUGAUGCCUUAAGUUUUGAGCAACGACAAAUUUUCCUCGAUAUUGCCUGCUUUUUCAUCGGUGAAGAUAAGAGGAAUGCAAUUUACAUGUGGAAAGAUUGUAAUUUUUCCCCGAAUUCUGGGGUUGAUGUCCUCAUUAACAUGUCAUUGGUAAAGAUUGUGAAGAAUAAUAAGUUUUGGAUGCACGAUCAACUCAGAGAUCUUGGAAGGAAAAUUGUUCGCCAGGAAAAUCCAAUAAAUCCUAAGGAGCGGAGUAGGAUAUGGAUUUGGAAUGAGGUCCUUGAUGCAACAGGAAUGAAGGAGAUAAACAAGAAGGUUCAAGCACUAUCUCUUGAUACAUCUGCACAAAAUUCCCAUGAUGUCAUUGUUCAAAGUAAAGAGAUUGGAAGAGAGAUUGAGGCUAUCAGGAUGAGGAAGCUAAAAGAGGUCAAUGUGGAAGGUUGUGUUUGGCUAAUUGAGAUCCAAUUUUCUUGGGUGUUCGAAUCUUUGGAGGCAUUGUCUAUUAACCAUUGCAUGUCCUUGGAAAAGAUAAUCUACGAGUCUGCUAAUGAGUUAAUUAGUUGUGAAGGGAAACUGAUUUUUCCAUCGAGCAUCUUAACUAAGUUCCGCACUCUCAAAUUGUGGGGAUGCCAAAAGAUACUUGACAUUCAAGUUGUGGGUACGUCGGAGACGUGGGAGUACUUCCAAGUUUUUGCUUGUCUUAAUGUGCAAAGUCUUGGUGGUUUGUCAAACUUAAAGAACUUGAAGACUUUGUCAAUCCUGAGCUGCAAUCAGCUACAGAUUGUCAAGAGCGUUGAUGAGUUGGAGUUCUUGGACCUAUUACAACUUUAUUAUUGCGGAUCAUUGGAAAGGUUGAUUGAUGUAUCGACCACUAAAUUGCCAAAUGAUUGCCACAUAAGUAUCGCCAGUUGCAGGAAAUUACGAGGGGUUAAGAAAAGAUUCGAAGGCUCAGUCCAGUCCUUAAAGCAUUCUAAGGCAUCCGAUGGCCGAUCCACAGUUCCAUGCCAAUGUAUUGCUGCAAAGGAUGCAAAAUCUUCCUCCACAAGUCGUGUGCCAAAGAACUGCGGCCCCAGAAACAGCACCUCGGCACCCAGAGCAUUCCCUCAUCUUCCAGAUGGCCCAAACCGGGUCAGCCUUCUGAUGCGAUUCGUGCAUUGUGAGUUUAGCUGCAACCUGUGGAUUGUUAUAUCUCUUUCGACUGUGAUGUCUUUUGGCACAAGAGGUGCGUCGCUGAGAUCAUUAACCACCCUUUCCAUUCCCGUCACCCACAUUGUGGUCGAUAGCUCAGAGAAGUGCAUUGUAAGGCAUGCAGAGAUUGUUUGUGGUCUGCAGGCCUCUGCUUCAUGA
Eucalyptus grandis is the source of this 2646-nucleotide messenger RNA. Its product is annotated as disease resistance protein RPV1-like. Gene Ontology annotation, molecular function: ADP binding. The record is from RefSeq and is a predicted model, not a curated record. The coding region runs from base 1 to 2646 and encodes 881 amino acids. The transcript has 6 exons. Lineage: Eukaryota; Viridiplantae; Streptophyta; Magnoliopsida; Myrtales; Myrtaceae. Gene Ontology annotation, biological process: signal transduction; defense response.